Molecule: messenger RNA, 997 nt
Organism: Impatiens glandulifera
Lineage: Eukaryota; Viridiplantae; Streptophyta; Magnoliopsida; Ericales; Balsaminaceae
Product: protein transport protein SFT2-like
Exons: 5
Coding region: 362-856 (164 amino acids)
Biological process (GO): vesicle-mediated transport
Cellular component (GO): membrane
Source: RefSeq, a predicted model, not a curated record
CUCUUCUUGCGGAUUGGAAUUCGUACGCGUCAGAUAAGGCUUCUGAAGGGAGCAGCAACACCAGGGGAGUAUUCGAUCUCGAAGCCGCUGUCAGGACUGCAAAUGAUACGGUCACAGGCACCUUCAACGUAUCGGAAUAGCUAGAGAAUGCUAAGGUCGAGAGUUUUGUAUUCUCUUAAUUUUUUUCCUUUUCUUCUUCUUCUGGAUUUCGGUUUGGUUUUAAUGGAGAUUUUAAUUUCUCAAUCAGUUUACCUGGUGCUUUAUUUGAGAAGGGUGCUCUUAAUCUCCGGGUUGCAUUGAGUAAUGUGAAAGCACAUGAUCUCUAAGGAGUAUUAUCUAUAAUGUUUUACAUGAAGAUUUUAUGGCUUCCUGGAUGACGAAAGGUGUGCGGGAUUUACCUGGAAAUUUGCAAUCAGCUACUAGUAACUUUCCUUCUGGAAAAGCUUUAAUGUACUUCGGGAUAUUCUUGGCCACUGGAGUCUUCUUCAUUUUCAUUGCAUUCACAAUGUUCCUUCCUGUCAUUGUUUUGGUACCUCAAAAAUUUGCAUUAUGCUUUACUCUGGGAUCUGGCUUGAUUAUUGCUUCAUUCUUUGCUAUGAAAGGUCCAAUGAAUCAAUUUGCGCACAUGAUAUCCACAGAGAGGCUUCCUUUCACGGUGGGAUUCCUUGGUACCAUGGUGGGUACUGUAUAUGUCUCCAUGGUGCUUCAUAGUUACAUCCUCUCAGUAAUCUUUUCUGUGCUUCAGGUGAUGGCACUAGCAUACUAUGCAUUUUCCUACUUUCCUGGUGGGUCAAUAGGAAUGAAGUUCAUGUUUUCCACUGCUACGUCUUCCAUUCUAAAAUGCUUUGGCAUGUGAUCAUAGAGGUAAUCCUUUUUUUUUCUCAUAUCAACAUCUUUGUCUAUGCUAACAAUCAUUUUUUACUUUUUUUUAUUGGAAACUAUUAUUUUGCCCCUUUAUAUUGUCAAAUAUCAUAUAAUUCUUUUCUAUUAUGAUCCA